AUGCGGCCCACCCGGACUGAUCUCUGGCUGCGCCUGGCCUUGCCCCUGGCCUUGGCCCUCGUUUGCCCCGCAUCUGUGGGGUUGGUCUCGGCCCGGGCCCCCAUCUAUGUCAGCAGCUGGGCCGUGCGGGUGUCUGAGGGUUCCCGGGAGGCCGAGCGCCUGGCACGCAGAUUCGGUUUCGUCAACCUGGGGCUGAUCUUCCCUGAUGGACAGUACUUCCACCUGCGGCACAGGGGUGUGGUCCAGCAGUCCCUGACCCCGCACUGGGGCCACCGCCUGCGCCUGAAGAAAGACCCCAAGGUGCAGUGGUUUGAGCAGCAGACUCUGCAGUGGCGUGUGAAGCGCUCCUUAGUGGCACCCACAGACCCCUGGUUCUCCAAGCAGUGGUACAUGAACAACAAGAUGCAGCCGGAUCUAAACAUCCUGAAAGUCUGGAACCAGGGGCUGUCAGGCCAGGGCAUCGUGGUCUCUGUCCUGGACGAUGGCAUUGAGAAGGACCACCCAGACCUCUGGGCCAACUAUGAUCCCCUGGCCAGCUAUGACUUCAACGACUAUGACCCAGACCCCCAACCACGAUACACUCCCAGUGAUGAGAACCGGCACGGGACCCGCUGUGCUGGGGAAGUAGCAGCCAUAGCUAACAACAGGUUCUGUGGUACAGGCGUCGCCUACAACGCCCGAAUUGGAGGCGUGCGCAUGCUGGAUGGCACCAUUACUGAUGUCAUUGAGGCCCAGUCACUGAGCCUGCAGCCGCAGCACAUCCACAUCUACAGUGCCAGCUGGGGCCCCGAGGACGAUGGCCGAACGGUGGACGGUCCAGGCAUCCUCACCCGAGAAGCUUUCAGGCGUGGCGUCACCCAAGGCCGAGGUGGGCUGGGCACGCUCUUCAUCUGGGCGUCUGGCAAUGGCGGCCUGCACUAUGACAACUGCAACUGUGACGGCUACACCAACAGCAUCCACACUCUCUCUGUGGGCAGCACCACCCAGCAGGGCCAUGUGCCCUGGUACAGCGAAGCCUGCGCCUCCACUCUCACCACCACCUACAGCAGUGGCCUUGUCACCGACCCCCAAAUUGUCACCACGGACCUGUACCACCAGUGCACCGACAAGCAUACAGGCACCUCGGCCUCUGCCCCACUGGCUGCAGGCAUAAUUGCUCUGGCUCUGGAGGCCAACCCGUUCUUGACAUGGAGGGACAUGCAGCACUUGGUGGUUCGUGCAUCCAGGCAGGCACACCUUCAGGCUGAGGACUGGAGGACCAAUGGCGUGGGGCGCCAAGUGAGCCACCACUAUGGCUAUGGGUUGCUGGAUGCUGGGCUGCUGGUAGACUUGGCUCGCACAUGGCUGCCCACACAGCCCCAGAAGAAAUGUGCCAUUCGAGUCCUCCACAAACCCACCCCCAUCCUGGCGCUGAUGCACAUGAGAAAGAAAGUGUCGGCCUGUGCUGGCCGUGCCAACUACAUCCGCUCACUGGAGCAUGUGCAGGUGCAGCUGUCCCUAUCCUACAGCCGCCGGGGGGACCUGGAGAUCUCGCUCACCAGCCCCAUGGGCACCCGCUCCACACUUGUGGCCAUCAGGGACGCUGUACCGCUACACACUGCUGCUCUAUGGGACAGCUGAGGAUAUGACAGUGCGGCCUCCAGGCCCCCAGGUGACCAGCAGCGCGUGUGUGCAGCGGGACACAGAGGGGCUGUGCCAGGGUGA
Molecule: messenger RNA, 1704 nt
Organism: Myotis daubentonii (Daubenton's bat)
Lineage: Eukaryota; Metazoa; Chordata; Mammalia; Chiroptera; Vespertilionidae
Gene: PCSK4
Product: proprotein convertase subtilisin/kexin type 4
Exons: 13
Biological process (GO): peptide hormone processing
Cellular component (GO): trans-Golgi network; Golgi membrane
Molecular function (GO): serine-type endopeptidase activity
Source: RefSeq, a predicted model, not a curated record